Messenger RNA from Ceratitis capitata (Mediterranean fruit fly), 1527 nucleotides. RefSeq lists its product as uncharacterized. The transcript has 2 exons. NCBI's taxonomy places the organism in Eukaryota, Metazoa, Arthropoda, Insecta, Diptera, Tephritidae. The record is from RefSeq and is a predicted model, not a curated record. Bases 148 to 1410 code for a protein of 420 amino acids.
UGUUGAGCGUUCAAGCCGAACGGACAAGCAGAUUUUUAUGUGAUUGAAGCUUACGCGCUUUCGCUUGUGAUUUACGGGUUUUUUUGUUGUUGUUUUGAGGUUAGUAAACAUAAAUCCGUUUCAAGCUGAAAGAACAAAAAAAAGAAAAUGGCGAAUACCCGCCAACAUGCACAUACCGUUGGAAAACGUGCAUUCUGGACAGAAUUUUUUGCGUUAUACGAGAGUUUGCCGGCUUUGUGGGAUUUAACUGACCCGGCAUAUAAAGAUCGUCAAAGUAAGGCGAAUGGCUAUGACAUGUUGGUUAUGAAAAUGCGUGAAAUCAAUCCGCGUGCUUGCCGGGAUGAUGUGUUACGUAAAAUUAAUAUAUUUCGUACCAAUUAUCGCCGCGAAUGCUCUCGUAUUAAAACGAGUAACGAACAGGGCAAACACUAUAGCACAUCCCUUUGGUACUUUCAUAUGUUGAACUUUUUGCAGAGUGUCGAAUUUCGUAAAGAACGUAAACGUUUUCCGGAUGGUGAAAAGAAGAUUUUGCGUCGUAUGCCGAGUAAAGUUGUGUCAGGACAAACAGACAAUGAAACGACUAGAUCACAACUCUCAAAUUCACCUCAUACGUUUCAAGACAAUUCCAGUGAAUAUAAGGACCAGCUCAAUAAAUAUGAUUAUGUAUCGGAUAAUUGUAAUGAGACAGAGGAACGCCUGGAAGCUGUUCAGUAUUUAGAUGAGCAUUCAUUUCAACAGCAGUAUCAGAAUCAUUUUCAAGCAAUCACUUUUUCAAAUAAACAAAAGCAGGAGAAUACACCGACAAAAGAAGAGGAAGAAGACGCUAAUGCAUUUCAUGAAAUCAUUAAUAUCGAGGACUCAUCACAUGCGCAAGAUGAUGUGCUAGAAGAUAUUAAAACUGUUGAAAUAUGUAGCAAAGACUCGUUUCCCGAUCCAAUAGAUUAUACCUCACCGGAGCUUUCAGAGCGACUCAUGACAACUAAGAAGUCUAAAAAGCCACAACCCAAAACAUUUAAUGCAGAGUCCAGUCAUAGUGGGAACAGUGAAACGUAUCGACCGACUCAAGGUAUCAGUGAAUCCACCGAGAUAUUAGCUAAAUCCUGGGCUAUACAAUAUGAAGAAAUGUCACAAGAGCAGAGAAUAUAUGCACGCAAGGCAAUUGCCGAAAUUCUUUUUGAGGGUUGCCUUGGGAAUUUAGGUCGUCGUUUUAAUAUUAAAUCGUCAGUCAAUGCUGCAGCGGCUGCAAUUCCGACGGAAUAUGAGCAGGAUGAAAUAAUGGAAGAGAACGUAGUCACAGAACAAAUAGCUGAGGAAACCUUACUUAAUCUGGAAGAAGAUAAUAACACUUACGUGUAUGCUGGUGGCGGCGAAGGGAGUGAAGGAAUACAACUGCACGAUUACAUACAUUGAUUUUCCUAAAAGUGAAAAGCAUUGCUCAUCUGAAUACAUUUACGAUUGUUUGCACUUACAUACAUGCAUAUAGUCCAUUAAUAAAAACAAAAUUACAUUAGUGUAAUGACUUCCUAA